GUCACCCAGCUCGGUGGAGUCGUCCACGUGCGGUGCGACGUAACGUAACUUUCCAGCUGCAGAGAUUUGAUUGAAGGACUUUAGGAGGUUAUUGGCGAUGACGUGACGAAGGUGAAAAGCGACGCUCCGGUGGCGGCUUUCCCGCUUGAAGUCGAGCAAGAUCUCUUUGAUUUCGAAAGACGGGCGGAAAUUUGUCCGUCGCGACGACGUUCUUCCCAUCUUGGCCCUCCUCAUCCUCGUGUGGUUCUUGUUCUCGUCGCCGAGAUGCCGUCCCGUCAGGAAGAAGCAAACGAUCUUAAAGAUAACAAGGUCAUUUUCGGAAAGCCAUCAUGGCCACUGAGAAGCGACUUUCUGCCAGACGCAAGCACACCCUGAAGAGUUGCAUGCUGGUGGUGGCCACCAACCUGCUGGAGGCCGAAGCUGUCGAGAAGGCCGAAGAGCGAGAGAGGUUCCUGUCGGAAAAAUGUCCUCCCGUGGACGUCCCGUACUCGGGCGACGAGCUGCGGGAACUCUGCAAGAAUCUGCGCGAGCAGAUUGACAUCAGCGAGGAGGAACGCUACUGCAUCGAGUUCAAGCUCAACAUGGUCCUCAACGAGGUCCGAGACCUGAACAUCAAGAUCGUGGACCUGAGGGGCAAGUUCAAGAGACCCCGUCUGAAGAAGGUUCGCAUGUCGGCCGACGCCAUGCUCAAAGCGCUGCUGGGCUCCAAGCACACCGUCAACAUGGACCUCCGGGCCAACCUCAAGCAGGUCAAGAAGGAGGUCAAGGAGGAGGACAAGCAGCUCCGCGACGUUGGCGACUGGCGGAAGAACAUCGAGGACAAGUCAGACAGGAAGAAGAUGUUUGACAGCUAAUCGCAGAGACCAGACACCGUCGGGCUUGACUUUGGGCUCCAAAUGUUCACCUCGAAAGUCCAAAGCCCCGCAAGUCACUGCAAAGUUCUCGAUCGGCGCUUUGUAAAGCUGGGACGGAAGACGGGAACUUCCACGAAAUGCUCUUUUUGGGUGCUAGCUCGCGAGCGCGAUUUGUUUUUCUUUGGAAUAAAACUCUUGUGCUUG
Messenger RNA from Syngnathoides biaculeatus (alligator pipefish), 1058 nucleotides. Its product is annotated as troponin I, fast skeletal muscle-like. The coding region runs from base 330 to 854 and encodes 174 amino acids. Lineage: Eukaryota; Metazoa; Chordata; Actinopteri; Syngnathiformes; Syngnathidae. The record is from RefSeq and is a predicted model, not a curated record. Gene Ontology annotation, biological process: muscle contraction. Gene Ontology annotation, cellular component: troponin complex. The transcript has 9 exons.